AUGAUGAAGAUGCAAACAUUAUUCAAAGGAUUCCGAGAUGCCAAUCACAUUCUUCAUGAGUUCACUUUGGCUGAUCUGCCAUUCAUGAACUCUGAUGAUUAUUUAUCUCUGUUUUACAGUGUAACAAAAGAUUUCAAGAAGUAUGAGCCAAUUUUUGAACACUUGAAGUCAAUGAUCAUGUGUUACAUCCUAGAAAUUGCAAAAAUGGAUGUUGAGAUUGCCUCUAUUCUGAAGAAGAGGCCUAUUCUGAAGCCAGACGAACAAUUGGAAAACAUCCAACAUUUGAAGGCAAGGAUCAUUCAGAAGAAGCAUUAG
This is a messenger RNA of Lactuca saligna, 315 nucleotides long. The record is from the annotation of a GenBank genome assembly. Lineage: Eukaryota; Viridiplantae; Streptophyta; Magnoliopsida; Asterales; Asteraceae.